AUGGAAGUUGAACAGCAAAUCCAGCCAGAAAUUGAAGUAACUGCAGAAGUAGCACCGGAAGUAACAGAACAGCCGCAAGCCAAGAUUGUGUUCGGAGUAGCUCACAUAUACGCAUCCCACAACGACACCUUUGUGCACAUAACUGAUCUCACCUCAAGAGAAACCAUUUGCAAAGUGACUGGAGGUAUGAUCGUAAAGACGGACAAGGACGAAAGCAGUCCGUAUGCCGCUAUGUUUGCCGCCCAGAGAGCAGCAGAGCUUGCCAAGGCCGCAGGAUUCAACGCCGUGCACGUUAGAGUAAGAGCCAGCGGAGGUGUAAAAACAAAGACGCCAGGCCCUGGAGCACAGAGCGCCCUUAGAGCACUUGCCAGAAACGGCCUCAGAAUAGGAAGAAUCGAAGAUGUGACUCCCAUUGCCGCUGAUAGAACAAGGAAGAAGGGAGGUCGUCGUGGAAGAAGACUAUAA
This is a messenger RNA of Nematocida major, 465 nucleotides long. Its product is annotated as small subunit ribosomal protein S14e. Gene Ontology annotation, molecular function: small ribosomal subunit rRNA binding; mRNA 5'-UTR binding; structural constituent of ribosome. NCBI's taxonomy places the organism in Eukaryota, Fungi, Microsporidia. Gene Ontology annotation, biological process: ribosomal small subunit assembly; translation; maturation of SSU-rRNA from tricistronic rRNA transcript (SSU-rRNA, 5.8S rRNA, LSU-rRNA). Bases 1 to 465 code for a protein of 154 amino acids. Gene Ontology annotation, cellular component: ribosome; cytosolic small ribosomal subunit. The transcript has a single exon. The record is from RefSeq and is a predicted model, not a curated record.